This is a messenger RNA of Colletotrichum destructivum, 1149 nucleotides long. RefSeq names its product Putative dynein light chain, type 1/2, dynein light chain superfamily protein. Bases 165 to 467 code for a protein of 100 amino acids. Gene Ontology annotation, biological process: microtubule-based process. The transcript has 9 exons. Gene Ontology annotation, molecular function: dynein intermediate chain binding. Lineage: Eukaryota; Fungi; Ascomycota; Sordariomycetes; Glomerellales; Glomerellaceae. The record is from RefSeq and is a predicted model, not a curated record. Gene Ontology annotation, cellular component: cytoplasmic dynein complex.
UUCGAUCGAAUGGGACCCUUCCCAGUCGCGGGCACUUGUCAGGCUUCCUCAAAACACGCGACGACCACACACCGAAGAACCUAACCAACCACGCCAGUUCUCUGAUUGAAGCCAUUCGAUCCUCUUUCCGCACAAAGAUAUCAACAACGUAACCGCCUAUCACAAUGGCCGACGCAAAGAGCACCUCACCCGCCCCUCGCGAGAAGUUGGAAGCGCAGGUCAAGAGCGCCGACAUGACCGACGAUAUGCAACAGGAGUCUAUCGAAGUUGCCCAGGAGGCCAUGGCCAAGUUCACCAUUGAGAAGGACAUCGCCCAGCACAUCAAGCGAACCUUCGACGAGCGGAAGGGUCCUACAUGGCACUGCAUUGUCGGUCGCAACUUUGGCAGCUUCGUAACCCAUGAAACUAAGCACUUCAUCUACUUUUACCUCGGCCAUUGCGCGAUUCUGCUUUUCAAGACCCAAUAGGCGGCAAUAUAACGAAGCGACAAGCCGAAAGAACAACAACCAGCCGACUACCGCUGUCCAGAGAGUGGCGAACCCGAACCCCCAAAACGACACGUCUCAGUUAUGAUGUACAGAACAUAGGCUUACGGGGAAAUGGCUAUCUAUCACUACGGGCCAGUCUGAUAUGGGAUAAUGGAAUAUAUGAACUUAAAACGGCGUGGGCAGCGGGUUCCUUAACUGUUGAUUGACAGAGGGAGAGAGAGAAGGUGCUAAAUUCAGAAAGGGAUCGAAACGAACACCACGUUCGGCACUUAGACCAACUUUGAGCUUUUGUUUGGUGGCGUUCUUAGCCCUGUUAUCGGUCAACACGAUUCUGUUAUUGUUGCAUACGGCCCGAUUCUUGCUGAAUCACCGUCCCCGUUAUCCUGAGCUGGCCUUGUCAUCAAUAACCACCAACAAACAAUUUUGGUCCCGAGCUAGAGAUUUUGCCUCGCACCUAGACAAACGACAGAACGAUGGCCGCCUAGGGUGUAUAUGUCGGCUAUCUCACAUAUCGAGGCGCAGCACAGUAGUUGGUGCUGGAAUAGGCGUGACGGAACGACGAAACGACAUGAUUUUCAUAACAAGGUAGUUUCCACUGUGCCUUGACAUCCCCGGAUCGAAUCAUCCUUUGAAGAAGCAAUAGAGUCGACGGAAGAUCCCU